GCUGACCCGAGAGACGGUCGGUCAUUGUUGGCUGCUUGCGGUCCAUUUUCGACAACACCCAAAUCUCCCCACUACAUCCUCACAAACUUACUCACGCACUCUCAUUGGGCAUUGAUCAGAACGCAUCGCAUCACCCGAGCAACACUUAUCUAACCCAUCAAUAUGGCGCCGCCCAGCAGCCUCGGCAAACGCGUAAAGGGUACACAGAUUAAACGACCCUUCAUUUACGGCACGACCGCCCGUCCCUUUGACCCCGAAUCCAACCCCAAGCCGGAAGGCGUACCGGCAGACCACACCCAUUCAUGGGAGGUCUUUGUCAAGGCCAUCGACGAUAUCGACAUCACCUACUGGAUUCGGAGAGUGCAGUUCAAGCUACACGAGUCCAUUCCUAACCACGUUCGCAUGAUCGACGGCGAGCCGGGCAAACCGUUCCUUAUCCAAGAGACCGGCUGGGGAGAGUUUGAAAUCACCAUCAAGAUAUACUACGCGACCGAGUCAGGAGAGAAACCUCAGACGUUGUACCAUAAUCUGCGUCUUCACCCGUACGGACGGACCGACGCCGAAAAGGAGCAGAUGCUGCGACAGAACGACGGCGAGAUCCGCGCAUGGGCCUACGACGAACAACUUUUCAACGAACCGUACGAAGCCUUUUACGAAGUGCUCACCUCUGGUGCUCACCCCAAGGGCCACCCAGUUGGCAAAGGAGGCAAAGGCAAGAACAAACCGAUCCCGGCCUUGCCAGAGAAGACAUCAAACGUCCAGGUGGCGUGGGAGCGCAGCGCACUACUGCCCGCCGUUAACAAGCCUGGCCAGCCGUUCAGUCUCGAGACCGAGCAGAUUGAAGUGAAGAAGCUCAAGGAGGCCGAGACCACGGCCAAGGGAAUGGCCAAGCAGCAGUUGGAGAUUCUCAAGGAGAAGGAGGCCCAGCUGGCUGCGCUAAAAGCGGAGAACGCUGCUGCUGCUACGGCCGGUUAGGAACCGCCCAGUGUAGCAGCUAGAAGACCUGCUCGUAAGGUGGCAGUCGCGUCCCAUCUGCUUGCCUUGUCCAGGGACAAGGAGAGGCUCGAACGCGUCAAGGCAGAGUUGGAGCUCAUCAGCCAG
This is a messenger RNA of Colletotrichum acutatum, 1101 nucleotides long. Its product is annotated as yeats family protein. Gene Ontology annotation, biological process: regulation of DNA-templated transcription. The coding region runs from base 163 to 975 and encodes 270 amino acids. NCBI's taxonomy places the organism in Eukaryota, Fungi, Ascomycota, Sordariomycetes, Glomerellales, Glomerellaceae. The transcript has 3 exons. The record is from RefSeq and is a predicted model, not a curated record.